AUGGCUGACGAUAAACCAAAGGAGAGCGUGAAGACUGAAAACAAUGACCGCAUCAACCUGAAGGUCGCUGGCCAGGAUGGCUCUGUCGUCCAGUUCAAGAUCAAGAAACAUACACCACUCAACAAGCUUAUGAAGGUUUAUUGUGAACGACAGGGAUUGUCAAUGAGACAAAUUAGAUUCCGGUUUGAUGGCCAGCCUAUUAAUGAGACGGACACGCCAGCACAGUUGGAAAUGGAGGAUGAAGAUACGAUUGAUGUUUUACAGCAGAAGACAGGAGGAAACUUCUAGAACAAGAUUUGCCCA
Molecule: messenger RNA, 303 nt
Organism: Bufo gargarizans (Asiatic toad)
Lineage: Eukaryota; Metazoa; Chordata; Amphibia; Anura; Bufonidae
Product: small ubiquitin-related modifier 2-like
Exons: 1
Coding region: 1-288 (95 amino acids)
Biological process (GO): protein sumoylation
Cellular component (GO): nucleus
Molecular function (GO): protein tag activity; ubiquitin-like protein ligase binding
Source: RefSeq, a predicted model, not a curated record